AUGCGGCGAUUCGUUGCACAAUACGCCACCAGCCGGUCUCACCACACAACCUCGACCGCCUUGGCCAACCUCAGGCAGAACGAUGAUGAAUCUCUGCGAGCUUUCAUGGAGCCCUUCUCCAACAUCUCGGUUCGGAUCCGAAAUCUACACCCGGAGGUCGCCCUGCACGCCAUGCUCAUGGCACUGAAGCCCGGAUCGUUCGUUGACAGCCUAUGCCGCGACGCCCCCCGCGACAUGGAUGAGCUACGUGCCCGUGCCGCCGGCUACAUUCAGAUGGAAGAGAACUCGGCCUUCCGUGACCAAGUUCGCGGGAACGACCCCGCAAAACCGGAACAGGGCCACAAAGAUAAGGUAAAAGUCAAUAAUGACAGCCAAUUCAAGAGGUCGGCCAGAGCCAACAGAAGCGGGAGGUAUGACUUCUACACCCCCCUAACCCCCCCGAGAUCCCACAUCCUGAAAAAAGCCAGUAACAAUAACCCACUAGCCCUUCCACCACCCGACCACACCCCCAACAGCGCCGAUCAGUCCAAACACUGGCGGUACCACAAGAACUACGGCCACACCACUGACGAGUGUCGCACGCUCUGGGACCGCAUCGAAGAGCUCAUCCAGAACUACGGCCACACCACUGACGAGUGUCGCACGCUCUGGGACCGCAUCGAAGAGCUCAUCCAGGCAGGCCACCUCGGCCAUUACAUCCAGCGACAGCCAGGUUCCCGAGGUGGCUCUGGAGGCCGGGGACGCGGGAGAGGCCGCGGGUCAGGAGCUCGCACAGAUUUACCCACAGGGUCCCAGCAAAAUGCUAACGGCGCGAUACAUGCCGAAAUAAGUCAGGAAACAGCGUCGGCUCCCUUACGGGGAGUAAUCAACACGAUUGCAGGUGGUUUUGCUGGAGGAGGCACCAACAACUCGGCCCGGAAAAGACACUUGCGGAACAUCAACUGCGUCCACUCUACCACCUCGACCCCGCAACCUAAGUUCGCCGCCGAUCUCCUUCUCCGAUGA
Messenger RNA from Cajanus cajan (pigeon pea), 1005 nucleotides. The record is from RefSeq and is a predicted model, not a curated record. NCBI's taxonomy places the organism in Eukaryota, Viridiplantae, Streptophyta, Magnoliopsida, Fabales, Fabaceae.